Messenger RNA from Tetrapisispora phaffii CBS 4417, 900 nucleotides. RefSeq names its product pyridoxine biosynthesis protein SNZ1 (gene SNZ1). The record is from RefSeq and is a predicted model, not a curated record. NCBI's taxonomy places the organism in Eukaryota, Fungi, Ascomycota, Saccharomycetes, Saccharomycetales, Saccharomycetaceae. The transcript has a single exon. The coding region runs from base 1 to 900 and encodes 299 amino acids. Gene Ontology annotation, biological process: pyridoxine biosynthetic process; pyridoxal 5'-phosphate biosynthetic process; amino acid metabolic process. Gene Ontology annotation, molecular function: amine-lyase activity.
AUGUCUGACUUCAAAAUUAAAAGUGGGUUUGCCCAAAUGUUGAAAGGUGGUGUCAUUAUGGAUGUGGUAACACCAGAACAAGCAAUAAUUGCUGAAAAAGCUGGUGCUUGUGCUGUUAUGGCAUUGGAAAAAAUCCCAGCCGAUAUGAGGAAAACAGGUAGUGUUUGUAGAAUGUCUGAUCCAAAAAUGAUUAAAGAAAUUAUGGAGUCUGUGACAAUUCCUGUCAUGGCGAAAGUUAGAAUCGGUCAUUUUGUAGAGGCACAGAUAUUGGAGACGUUAGAAGUCGAUUGCAUUGAUGAGAGUGAAGUGUUAACUCCAGCCGAUUGGACACAUCAUAUUGACAAGAAAAAGUUCAAGACUUUAUUUGUUUGUGGUGCCAAGAAUUUGGGGGAAGCUCUAAGAAGAAUCAACGAAGGUGCUGCAAUGAUUAGAACAAAAGGUGAAGCAGGCACUGGUGAUGUUUCUGAAGCUGUGAAACACAUAAACCAGAUUACAAGAGAAAUAGAAUCUUUGAAAGAUUUAUCAACUUCUGAAUUAGAGAUUAGAGCGGCAGAAUAUAGAGUCCCAGUAGACUUGUUGAAAGAAGUAGCUUCUAAAAGAUGUUUACCAGUUGUUAAUUUUGCAGCUGGUGGUGUUGCAACUCCAGCAGAUGCUGCUUUACUGAUGCAAUUAGGCUGCGAUGGUGUUUUCGUUGGCUCUGGUAUAUUCAAAUCAUCGAAUCCAGAAAAAUUAGCAAAGGCCAUUGUAGAAGCUACAACAAAUUAUAAUGACCCACAAAAAUUGCUAGAAGUAUCUAAAGACUUAGGCGAUCUAAUGCCCGGUAUCUCAAUUGGAUCUAUCCCUACAAAACCAGGACAUUCUUCAGACAAUAACAAAAGAUUAUCUGAGAUUGGUUGGUAA